Spizellomyces punctatus DAOM BR117 is the source of this 758-nucleotide messenger RNA. RefSeq lists its product as uncharacterized. Gene Ontology annotation, biological process: mitotic cell cycle; SCF-dependent proteasomal ubiquitin-dependent protein catabolic process. The record is from RefSeq and is a predicted model, not a curated record. Lineage: Eukaryota; Fungi; Chytridiomycota; Chytridiomycetes; Spizellomycetales; Spizellomycetaceae. Gene Ontology annotation, molecular function: cullin family protein binding. The coding region runs from base 41 to 517 and encodes 158 amino acids. Gene Ontology annotation, cellular component: nucleus; cytoplasm. The transcript has 4 exons.
AGUAGUCGCCACCCGAAAAACUCAAAUCACAACAAGCAAGAUGGUGAAGCUAACGUCAAGCGACGGUCAAGAAGUUACCGUACCAAAGGAAAUUGCAUGCCAAUCUAUUCUUAUCAAGAAUAUGUUGGAGGACGUUGGGGAGGAUGAUGACCAGCCGGUGCCUUUGCCAAAUGUCUCAGGACCAAUUCUCCAAAAAGUAAUUGAAUACGCAACCCACCACAAGGACGACCCACCGUUGCCUCCAGAGGAGGAGAUGAAACCGAAGUCCUCUGAAGAUAUUGACGAAUGGGACCGCGAAUUCACAAAUGUCGAUCAAGGCACCUUGUUUGAACUAAUUCUUGCAGCAAACUAUCUCGAUAUGAAGGGUUUACUCGAUUUGGGCUGUAAGACUGUUGCGAACAUGAUUAAGGGAAAGUCAGUUGAGGAGAUUCGCAAGACGUUCAACAUUGUUAACGAUUUCACACCAGAGGAGGAGGAGCAGAUUCGUAAGGAAAACGAAUGGUGUGAGGACCGCUAAAGUUGGGCAUGACCAAUGUCGAAUUGAUCAUAGUGGAGUGGAAGUGAAGGACACUGUGAAAUAUCAGAUCGAUCUCAAAAUCCGAGUAACUAGGAGAGGCUAGUGCCAUGCGGAGCAAGUUCUCGUAAUUAUAUUUUUCGCCGAAAUGCUACAUUUGCGUGCAGUGGUGCGUCAGGUUACAGUAGAAUCCUGUCAGUAACAAUUGAAUAUUUUCUUUUGGUUGUACCGAACCAUUCCGCCA